This is a messenger RNA of Seriola aureovittata, 5209 nucleotides long. RefSeq names its product coiled-coil domain containing 78 (gene ccdc78). The transcript has 14 exons. The record is from RefSeq and is a predicted model, not a curated record. The coding region runs from base 466 to 2172 and encodes 568 amino acids. Gene Ontology annotation, cellular component: cytoplasm. NCBI's taxonomy places the organism in Eukaryota, Metazoa, Chordata, Actinopteri, Carangiformes, Carangidae.
CUGUAGUCACAAGAGGGCGCUAUUGUCAAUGGAAUUCACCGCGCAGUGGCUCCAAUUCAUUUUACAGAGGAGAGGCUGAAACCGGGCCCUGCAGUUUUUCUCAGGUUGAAAUAAUGCGCUGAAAAAAAACAAUGUUUAAACGCUAACGUCGCAGUUAGAAGUCCCUGUGCAGUCUUAUUUAUGAUACAGCGGGAGGGAAUAGUGUAAACUAAGCUAACUGUAGACAUUAAUCCUCAACAGGAUUGGUUUGAAGUUGGUGGUGAAAGUUGGAAUGAGCCUGAAUGCAGUUUGCAGCGGCUUUUGUGGCAAAGUUGUUAAAAUAAAUAAACAGUCUUAGGUAUCAAAUGAAGUACGACCGAAAAUAACCGUGUCCAGGCCAGGCCCGGUUUUGUUUGUGUUUUUGAACCAUGGCAACAUUUUGUUGGUGGAUACAGUGGGUGCCAUUUAUGCAGCCACUGAAUAAAGAUGGCCACUCAGGACCAGUCAACUUCAGAUGAAUUUCAGGAGCGACUUCAAGCUCUGACAGCGGAAAAUCCUCAGCUACGAGACAAAAAUGAACGGCUUUUCACCAAAGUGGGCUACCUGGAGAGCAGACUGGGCCACCUGGCCAGCUCCAACACAGAUCUGUCCUGCAGGCUGGUCCAGAGUGAAGAGGAAAAACUGAAGAUAUCUAAAGAGCUUGUGGAGGAGAAAAUUCAGACCAACAAGAUGAGAGAGCACUUUGAGGAGGAGAUGUUUGAGCUGAAAAACAAGAUACUGAACCAAGACGGCGUGAUAGCAGAGCUCGAGAUGGACCGAGACAAGCUAUCGAGGGAACUCCAGUCAGCUGAGGCUCGUCUGAGAGUGGGAGAGAAGAGCGGUCAAGACCUGACAGAAGAGUAUAACACUCUGAAGAAGAACUACCUGGUGCUGGCUGAGGCCCGUGAUAAAGAGCUGGCCCAGAGUGAGGAGCUGAGUGCUGAGCUGCUGGCACUGGCCCAGGCCCAGGACGCCCUCCGCAGGCAGCUGGCGGAGCAGCAGCAGAGCGUCAAGACUACCACCCAGGGCCUUCAUGGAGAGCUGGACAGGGUGCAGGUCUUGAUCAGACGCAUGUCAUGUAACAGGGUCAAGCCUGAGGAUCUGGCAGCACUGGACAAGGAGCAAAAAACUAUGGAAAAAACACUUCUUGGGAACCAAGAUGAGAUCAAAGACAUGUUGGAGAAAAUGAAGAACAGUUACGAGGAGCAGCAGAAGAAACUGGAGGAGAAAGUGGUGGCUAUGGGUAAAGAGCAGCAGGAGAACAAGAGAGCCAUCCAUAAUAGCCAGCAGAAAGUAUCUGAGCAGAGUGCGGCCCUGAUGUGCUCUCAGAGCCAAGUGAAGGAGGUAGAAGAGCAGAACUCAAAGCUGCAGCUUCAAGUCAAAGAGCUGAAUGAGGAAUACCGUGCAAGGCUGGUGUGCUAUAUACAGGACAUAGCUGGCUACAUUGAUGGGCUUGGAGAUGGUAAAACUCCUUCAGAGGGAACUAAGAUGAGGGCGUUUGUGGAAAGCAUGCUUCAGGAUGUGCGUUCAUCCUACAGGGUCAGGGAGGAACAGCUCGCCUCUGCUGCUCGCUCCUUUAAGAAGAGACUACAGAAGAUCACCAAGAGCCAUCAUGCCCUCCUUAUUGCAUACAGGGUUCAGAGGGAGCAGAUGUUGGCCAAACCAGAGAGCGGUCUUGACCCUGGACCUCCAGAGGCCCACUUCAGCCUGGAGCCCACUGAGCUGAGAGAUGAAACUGAGAAGGAGCUGCAGCACCUUCGUCAGGACAAGGCGAGGCUGGAGGGUCAGCUGCUGGCGGCCCAGGAGCAGGUGGCUGCCCUCAGAAUACCCGUUCAGAACUUAAGCUGUCAGGAGCCGGCAAGACAGGAGCAGACAUGUGAGGAUUCCUGGCCGGACAUAAGGAAACAGCUGAAGGAAAUCACAGACUCUACACUGGUGAGCUCUGAGAAGGAGCGCGCCCUUCUCAUCACCAGAGCUGCAGUUGCAGAGGCGCAGGUGUUGGAGUUGCAGGACUAUAUUGACAACCACCUGGGCAGGACCCCCUCCCUGAGAAAAGUGUCGCCCGCCUCCACACUCAUACACCAUGUCCACCCUGUCUUGAUUGAUUUUCAGUGCGCAUUUUGGAAGGGAUUACAGCCAUCUGCAGGCUCUUGAGGAACAAAGGAGGCUCCUCGCUCUCCUGCCUUCAGUACUUCAGAGGGAUAACAUGGCCAGAUAAACAUGCUCUUGCACCGCUCUACACUUGUUCUCUAUUCUGCCUUGACCUCUCAACCCACCCAAACUGCCCACUCCACUUUAAAGCUGACCACGUUUCUCUCUCCCUCUGUCACCCUGCUCGGUGAAUAGAGGUUACUCUUUACGCAUCGCUUGCUCGCUACAGAAAGACCAGUACGAGUUUGUGCCUUACGAGACUUACUGCGCCGAGGAGGGUAAAGUAGGAGCAGGGCGCGAAGAAGUGCGUGGCUCGAUAAUGGCUGGCAUUUCCCUUGCAUGAGAAUUAGUGCAUAGCAAGUUAUCGUGUUCUCAGACCUGAACAUUCACAGUUUCCAUUUGUGAAUCAUCACUCCCAGCUGUGCGAGAGUGUUAUGGGAACCAGAAAUCGUCAGCUGGGAUUCUGGGAUGCCAAAGUGUGGUCGAGAACGUCAUGCACUGCUGCACUCUCAGCUGGUGCUGAGCUGAUGGAGACGCACCAGGAUGGGCAGCCACCGAUGUUUGGUUGGAUUACCAGCAUUUGUUUAUGUGGAAACAAACCCACAGCUGUUUCUCCAUCACUUCUUACUAAUAUUGUUCAUGCAGAAGCUGCACAGAAGCCCCGUGACAUUCUCUUUCCCCCUGUGGCUUUUUACGUAAUCUCAUACACUAUGGGUUAAAAGCACGUACACCAAAUCAACAGAGACACUCAUAUUUACCUUUAAAUUUUAAAGUUAUCUUUAAUAAAUAGGGCUUUAAAGAUGGAAAUUGUGUAUUUUAAUGGGAACCUUGGAUUGUUAUGUCUCAUCCUGAAGUGUUUGAGGAACAGUUGGAAUGUAAACUGUCAAAGCAAAUACCGAACACGAACCUCUUUCUCAUCUGCCACUCAGCAACGAGAGGGAAAUCACUGGAAAAGGAAAGCAGUGGAAAAGCUGCAGAGAUUCAGUCAUUCAGAAACCUCAAGUAUCUUUUGGCACAAGGCGAGAGAUUUGAGAUUCAGAGUGUAUGUAGAAGUGUAUGUCAGGGCAUCGCAACCAAUGUUUUGGUUCCACAACAGCGCUACAACCCGGCAGCUGUGGACCAUGCUGUGGGAAAGACUGGAUGAUGAAGCCAUGAAUCAGUGAGAGAGAGAGAGAGAGAGAGCCAGGUGAAGGAUGAGUGUGAGAAGCUGUGAGAGAGAUCAGGCUGUAGAACAGGGAUGAACACGAGGGGGGUAUUUUGAAGAAAAUGAGUGGAUGUUCCUGUGGACACCCAAACGGGAAAAAAACUCUUCAGAUUUGACUAAUUGAGAACAAACAGAAUAAAAAGCUGAUAGAAAAACAAGGAACUUGAAUAUUAAUAGGCUUGUAUCAGUUUGGACACAAGUCUAAUUUUGCAGGUCUGAUUUAUGAAUCUUUAUAUAGUUGAAUAACAAGCACAGGACCUGUGUGCUAGGUGUGGUGUUGUUGUGCUGGACUACAAGGGAGUGUCCAGGAGCACUUUGCCCCCGUCUGCCCCUCUCAUCUCUCGAGCUUUGUCUCUGGCCACUUCCCUCAAACUCCCCCAGGGACUGACGGAAGUCCACACCCAACAACUCUCCCAUCGCUUUGGCUUCCACUUUCCUGAGUGUUUCCCGCUUUGCUGUGUCCAUACCUCACCUCAGCCGCACAACAGGACAUAAUAAAGAGAGGAGCAGGGUGGAUGGUGGAGGAGGGUUUGUUGUGUCUUUGGCGUUCCGCAAAACCAAUGAAAAUCCCCUCAGCGCUGAACAAGCGCACGCCUCAUUACCAGUGUGCAAUAUAAUCAGAAGUUCGAAUCCACCACAGAAAAGUGUUUUCAGGACCUUGAUCAAACCUUCUGUUGACACAGUUGAUUUAAAAUAUUUUUUCUGUUUUAUCUGGAUUGUACUCAGUGUAAUUAACUGUAAUGGCUUUAAUAGCAAGUGCUAAACCAAACUGUGUCACUGUUGCUACACUGACAUUCAUACUGCUGUUUUUAGGGGUUCAUGCUGGGGUCACAAAGAAAUGACAACAAUGCAGGAAGUUGAGCUUUGUCAAAAUGUCACAUGAUGUAUUAGUUGAGGGAGUAUAAUUUGAGUGCUCUUUGUUUUGGCUUUAUCAGCCCUGCAGCAGUAACCUCAGAUGGACUGGAAGGGAGGGGGGCAGAGGAGUGUCCGUGUGUACAGGGUUGAGCAGCUCGGGGGCCCCCAGCUACGGGAUGUUUUAAAGGAGCACUGAGGCAGUAAAUAGCUGGGGAGGUUGGAGGUUCACUCACACAAACUACCGAUGCAGUGGCAAACCAGUGUCAGGGUUUCUAUGGGAGAUAGCUGGCCAGACAUGGUAGGCAUGUCGAGCUUUUGUGAUUCUUUUACAUUUAACCUAAACACCAUGUAAAUUCCCCAGCUGCUCUUUUACUGCGUGCAGUAAAUCUGAGAUUUUACAGAGGUGUGUGCAGUACAAGUUUAUGCAGAAUUUUGCAAGAAGGAGAAACAGGUGGUGAAUUUAUCAUAUAGGUCCAGUGAUAUGGGUGUUUAUUAUCUACCCUCAUCUGUUCGAAGCAGAAAAUGUACCAUAGUCAGCCAUGACAGGUAACAGAUAUAUAGAUUAAGUCUAAACUUUAGCUCCAGGCUGAAGGGGUACGGUGGACCAGAGUGGAAAACAGAUUUGGUUUGAUUGUGUCUUUGUGUACACGUGGUCAGGAUAAAGUGAGCGACUGUGUGGCACCUCAGCUCAGCUGAGUCUGCCAUGCCGCUCCCUUAAUGGCAAUUUAUUGCUUCCUGAAUCCUGAAAAUGGGAGGCUGAGGACAACAGAAUUCCAACCACUGUUUUCUACCUCCUUCCCCGUCCAAACGCCCUCAGGGUCCUAAACACUCCCUAAAUCUCUCUGCCUUUUAGGCCCUCUCGCUCUCUCCGGCACGCCAUUUGUUCUGCGCUUUCAGGGAUCUGAUUCAUGGGCACUUGAAGUGACUUAUGUCUGAGAAAAGUUUACCAUGGUAGAAACGUUUGGAGCCACAUACUCUAAU